Messenger RNA from Myotis myotis, 1691 nucleotides. RefSeq names its product hydroxyacyl-thioester dehydratase type 2, mitochondrial-like. The record is from RefSeq and is a predicted model, not a curated record. NCBI's taxonomy places the organism in Eukaryota, Metazoa, Chordata, Mammalia, Chiroptera, Vespertilionidae. Bases 17 to 523 code for a protein of 168 amino acids. The transcript has a single exon.
UUUGAGGGUGCCGAAGAUGUUCCCCAUAAUUUCCAGCCAUCGUCUUUGGUGGUGUAGCCUUCGGAGGAGAAUCUGCCUGAACCAACCAGUUGUAAGCAGGCAGCAUUUUCAGCAUAUGCACAUCCGAGUUGGAGACCGGGCUGAACUCAGCAGAGCCUUCACACAAAGGGAUGUGGUUGCCUUCUCAGAACUAACAGGGAAUGUUAAUCCUUUGCAUUUAAAUGAAGAUUUUGAAGAGCACACCAAAUUUGGAAAGACAAUUGUGCAUGGAGUUUUGAUCAAUGGACUUAUUUCAGCUCUCCUGGGUACCAAAAUGCCAGGCCCAGGCUGUGUAUUUAUUUCCCAGGAAAUUCACUUUCCAGCCCCUUUAUAUGUUGGAGAAGUUGUUGUAGCUUCUGCAGAAGUUCAAAGGCUGAAGCGGUUCAUUGCGGUUAUUGCUGUGUCAUGCUUUGUAAGAGAAAGUGAAAAGACUGUUAUGGAAGGCUGCGUUAAAGUUAUGGUCCCAGAAGCUUCCAAGCCCUGAAAUAUGUGUUUAAAGAUGCAACUUCAUGCAUCAGUGUUACUGUUACUGAAGAGCCUCUGAGGAAAACGGAUUGCUGCUCUUCAACAAGGAGUGGCCAGCAGACCCAGCAGCCCACAGUGGGGGAGGCAGCAGGUAGCGAGGGGUUCACUUGUCCACUUUCUAAUUUGGCCUUAUGUUUCAUACAGAUGAGUCUAUUUAUCAUCUAAGUUUGUAAAUUUGAAAAAAUAUGGGGAAAGUUAUUUAGCUCAAGGUUCUAAUUUUAGGAUUUCAAACCAAGUUAAAUUUGCAUUUGGAUAACACAAACUUACCUAUAUCUGCAUAGAAUAAAUUUCUCAGUGAAUUUAUAGCUAGGUAGCAUUUAAUUUUUGACAGCAAUUAGAAUAGGAGUUGGGUAAUCUUUGAACACCUGUCUUUACCAAUAAAUAUUUAGAUACUGUUCUUCAGUAAAAAAAUAAAAAUAAAAAAAUAAAACACCGAGCAGAGAGCCAGGCAAACUUCAAUCAGUAGUAGCAGUAUUGGCAUCAUCCUGCCAUUGAACCACUACUCUGUAAGGCAAGUAUCAUUAAAACCAGUUUACAAAGAAAUUAAGGCUCAAACUUGUUUACAUAGCUUUCCCAAAACUGAUAGCCAGUGACACAAAGCACUGAUCCACACCCAGAACUUUAUUUCCAACAGGCUCUGAUUAAUCCAACCACACUAACAGGAAAGGAAUUUACUGUAUGCCACUCCAAGGCGAGCCUGCAUUUUAAGACACCCAGAUAAAGAGUUGCGAAAUGCACAAGAACUCACUCUUCGCGGUGCAAGUUUAGUUGUUGGGGGGAAAGAGAGAAUUUCGUGAGAUCUAAGGCUGCAAGGGCACGGGAGGUGAUAUCGGCUGUUACAAACAACCAAGAUUUCUGAAACCAGUGUGCGGAGGCUCAUAAUCUGGAUACUCUUUUCGAGCUUUGAUCCUCUAAGGAGGUGCUGUCACCCGGCCACGCACUCAGCCUGGCGCUUCUCAGCCUCUAUGACCUUGCUGCCCCCGGCGGCGCUGCCCUUUUUGGCUCUCGCGCUCCACGUGCCUGGAGCGCCUGGCGCCUAAAAAUAUCGCCCUGGUGGAACCUCCCGGAACAUGCCUUCGGCUUUUUAAAAACCAGGCGCCAUCGCCACUUUGAGACACAUAAAUAAA